AGCCCUCUCGACACAAAAACACGCAGACACAGAAACACCCCUCUCUUUCUUUUCACUUUCUCUCUCUAGAAACGAUGACGAGCCCUUCUGCUUCUUCUCGCAAGGCGCUGAGCAAGAUCGCAACAAAUCGUCUCCAGAAGGAGCUAAUGGAGUGGCAGGUCAAUCCACCUGCUGGAUUCAAACACAAAGUCACUGAUAAUCUCCAAAGAUGGGUAAUUGAGGUCAACGGCGCACCCGGGACUUUGUAUUCCAAUGAAACGUUCCAGCUGCAAGUUGAUUUUCCUGAGCAUUACCCUAUGGAAGCGCCACAGGUUAUUUUUAUUCCUCCAGCUCCACUUCAUCCACACAUUUAUAGCAAUGGCCAUAUUUGUUUAGAUAUCUUGUACGAUUCAUGGUCACCCGCCAUGACUGUGAGUUCUGUAUGCAUCAGCAUCCUCUCCAUGCUAUCAAGCUCUUCUACUAAGCAACGUCCAAAUGAUGACGAACGCUACGUGAAGAAUUGUAGGAAUGGGAGGUCUCCCAAGGAGACGAGAUGGUGGUUCCAUGAUGAUAAAGUAUAAUGGAUUAUUAAUGAGUAAAACUCUGUAAAACAAAGUGCAAUCUUUCUCUUUGAUUUAAAACCUCAUGAGGUUUAGAAAGGAUGGAUAUGGUUCCCUUUCUUUUUCGUGUCUUAAAAAAAAACUAAGGUAAACUUUAUAUUUAAAACAGUUUCUAACUUAAGAGAAGAUUUGGGUGAAUUGAAUGGCUUAUGUAC
Lactuca virosa is the source of this 754-nucleotide messenger RNA. Lineage: Eukaryota; Viridiplantae; Streptophyta; Magnoliopsida; Asterales; Asteraceae. The record is from the annotation of a GenBank genome assembly.